GUUCCCCCUCUGUGCGUCUCAGGGUCAUCUGGACUGUCUGGAGGUCAUCCUGGCUCACGGGCCAGACAUUAACGUGACAGAUGGCCCAGGUGAGAUGACAGUCUCAUUCAGUGAACAUGUUUAGUGUCACUGAUCACCAAGGCUUCAGUGCCAUUCACCUAGCAGCCAAGAACGGCCAGCCUGAGUGCCUGAAGAGACUAAUACAGGAGAAACCACAGACAGCUUUGGUCAGAAAGCGUUGCAUCACACAGGUAUGCAAUGCCCUAGCUAUAAUGCAAUUGAUUACAGGACCAUCUGUGUAACACUGUAAACAACCCAACCUUUUAAUACAUUCCAUUUGUCUAGCUAUGGUGUCUAGCUAUGGUGUCUAGCUAUUGUGUCUAGCUAUGGUUUCUAGCUAUGGUGUCUAGCUAUAUUCCUUCAGCUGUGAGUGGCUGCUUGUCCUGCACCGAGACUCUGUGGGACUUUAAGGCCAGUCUGGAUGCCCAGGAUGGGGUAAGUGGCGUAGGCUUCAGACUGCCUCUGUACAGCAACAAUCACCAAGCCAGGUCCUGGAGAACUACAGGAUGUGCAGGGUUUUGUUACAGCCAAGCACUAAAAUGAGAUUCAAUCAACCAUGUUAAGCCAUUGUGGUUUCGUCUAUCUCAGGAUGGGGUGAGCCCGCUGAUCCUAGGAGCCUAGAUGAGCAGAGUGGAGCUGUGUGUUUUCCUGUUGGACAGAGGGGCCAACCCCAACAUACAGGACAACCGGUGCAGAUAAUUCAACAUUAGAGUGACUUAUGCAAGACAAACUGUGAACACAACUGAAAGGUCAAGUUCAGUUUGUUUUUGUAAAGACAUGUUAGGUGUCCAGACAAUGUUUUUGCGAUUUCACUUGGUUUUAGAAACUUACCCCACCGGCAAUAUACUUCCUCAUGCUCCUUCUGCUGUUGCAGGGGCAGAGAAACAUGAACAAAGGCUCCAUAAACCCAAUACAUUUCCGUAGUCGAAUGUGAACAGGUUUUCUCGUUCCCAUUGUGGUGGUACGGGAAAAGAGAAAGAACGUACACGGAAAUGUAUCGCUCGAGUCCAACAAAAUGGAAUAUACUGUUGCGGAUAAAGUUUGGAAUGACAAAAUGUCAUAUGUACAACAUCUAAAGACCUGUGUCACUAUACUGAGAGCGUUGCCAUUUCUAAAAGGAUGUAUUUGGGUGUUUUUGGAGCCUAUGUUCAGGUUUGAUCUCUGCCCCUGAAACUGUAGAACGAGCAUGAGGAAGUCUAUCACUGCUGGGGUAAGUUUCUCGAAACCAAAUGAAAUUGCAAAAAAGGGUCUGGACACAUUCCAUUUGCAUCAAACAUAGAGAUUUGGUGAAAAAAAGUAUGUCCUGGUUUUUGUGGUGUAGGUCAGCCCUGAUGCUGGCCUGUGAGAGUGACAGUGCAGAGACAGUGGAGGUGUUGCUAAGGGGGGGGGGGCUAACCCACCGAUGGCCGACGCCUUCGGACACGACGCAGCCCACUACGGCAUAACCGCCGGCAACCAGCGCAUCGCACAGCUUCUGCAGAACUGUCUUCCAGCCACUGAGGACAAUGGCGAGGAGAGGCAGCCCCCACCUCCCCCUCCUCUGCCAGGGAGGACCACCCCCUGCAAGAGGAAAGCCCCUCCUCCACCUCGCUCCCCUCCCCAGUCUCUAGAGACACGGCGCUCUAAUCAGGCCAACCUUACGGAGAAUGAGGUUUUUGAGGAGAUCCGAAGGCUGUGUCUGGAAAGGGGGCGUCUGCUCCAGAAGAUUAAAGGUCUGGAGCAGCAGCAGAACAGCGCACCCACUGCCUUGAAGGAGCUGACCCAGCUGAGAGAGUGUCUGGAACAGGCGGAGGCAGAGCGGGACAGGCUACAGACUGAGCUGGGGGAGCUGAAGGCAGGUCAGGUGAUCGGAGCCAGUGACUCAGAUGAUGACAUACUGGACUUCCUAUGUGUUGAGAAGCUGCUCUCCAGGCGGUCCAGAGAGUCUCCCUCUGCUCUGGAUGAGGAGGAGGCAAACUUCCCGAACUCCACCUCUCCUUGUCCUGCAGACCCAGACACUGUGGCUGAGCUAUGCAGACAGGUGGAUGAGCUGACCUCACAGAACCAGGAGCUGGUCCUCAAAGUGCAUAUGCUGGAGAUGUUUGAGAAGGAUGACCCUGACAUUCAGACAACCAGCCCAGACUUUGUCCCCACGGCCCUGUAUGACUGACUCAGGAGGGAGUUUGAAGCUCUACAGGAGCGCUACUCCCAGGCCCAGGCUAAUCUGAAAACAAGACUCCUUAAAUUCUAUCAGCAUAUCGAUUGUGCUACCAGGGCUGGUAAAAACCUGGAUCAUUGUUAUUCUAACUUCCGCGACGCAUAUAAGGCCCUCCCCCACCCUCCUUUUGGAAAAGCUGACCACGACUCCAUUUUGUUGCUCCCAGCCUAUAGACAGAGACUAAAACAGGAAGCUCCCACGCUCAGGUCUGUUCAACGCUGGUCCGACCAAUCUGAUUCCACGCUUCAAGCUAUCACGUGGAUUGGGAUAUGUUCCGCAUUGCGUCAAACAACAACAUUGAUGAAUACACUGAUUCGGUGAGCGAGUUUAUUAGCAAGUGCAUCGGCGAUGUCUUACCCACAGCAACUAUUAAAACAUUCCCAAACCAGAAACCGUGGAUUGAUGGCAGCAUUCGCGCUAAACUGAAAGCGCGAACCACUGCUUUUAGCCAGGGCAAGGUGACCGGAAACAUGACCGAAUACAAACAGUGUAGCUAUUCCCUCCGCAAGGCAAUCAAACAAGCUAAGCUUCAGUAUAGAGACAAAGUAGAGUCGCAAUUCAACGGCUCAGACACAAGAGGUAUGUGGCAGGGUCUACAGUCAAUUACAAAAAGAAAACCAGCACCGUCGCGGACCAGGAUGUCUUGCUCCCAGACAGACUAAACAACUUCUUUGCUCGCUUUGAGGACAAUACAGUGCCACUGACACGGCCCGCUACCAAAACCUGAGGACUCUCCUUCACUGCAGCCAACGUAAGUAAAACAUUUAAACGUGUUAACCCUCGCAAGGCUGCAGGCCCAGACGGCAUCCCCAGCCGCGUCCUCAGAGCAUGCACAGACCAGCUGGCUGGUGUGUUUACGGACAUAUUCAAUCAAUCCUUAUCCCAGUCUGCUGUUGCCACAUGCUUCAUUGUUCCUGUUCCCAAGAAAGCUAAGGUAACUGAGCUAAACGACUACCGCCCCGUAGCACUCACUUCCGUCAUCAUGAAGUGCUUUGAGAGACUAGUCAAGGAUCACCUGCACCCUACCUGACACACUAGACCCACUCCAAUUUGCUUACCGCCCAAAUAGGUCAACAGACGAAGCAAUCGCAACCACACUGCGCACUGCCCUAACCCAUCUGGACAAGAGGAAUACCUAUGUGAGAAUGCUGUUCAUCGACUACAGCUCAGCAUUUAACACCAUAGUACCCUCCAAACUCGUCAUCAAGCUCCCUGGACCCUGGGUCUCGACCACGCCCUGUACAACUGGGUACUAGACUUCCUGACGGGCCGCCCCCAGGUGGUGAGGGUAGGUAACAACAUCUCCACCCCGCUGAUCCUCAACACUGGGGCCCCACAAGGAUGCGUUCUGAGCCCUUUCCUGUACUCCAUGAUCACCCACGACUGCGUGACCAUGCACGCCUCCAACUCAAUCAUCAAGUUUGCAGACUACACAACAGUGGUAGGCUUGAUUACCAACAACGACGAGACGGCCUACAGGGAGAAGGUAAGGACCUUCGGAGUGUGGUGUCAGGAAAAUAACCUCACACUCAGUCAACAAAACAAAGGAGAUGAUCGUGGACUUCAGGAAACAGCAGAGGGAGCACCCCCCUAUCCACAUCGACGGGAAAGUAGUGAAGAGGGUAGUAAGUUUUAAGUUCCUCUGCGUACACAUCAUGGACAUACUGAAUUGGUCCACCCACACAGACAGCGUGGUGAAGAAGGCGCAGCAGCAUCUCAGGAGGCUGAAGAUAAUUGACUUGUCACCAAAAGCACUCACAAACUUUUACAGAUGCACAAUCGAGAGCAUUCUGUCAGGUUGUAUCGCCGCCUGGUACGGCAACUGCUCCGCCCACAACCGUAAGGCUCUGCACAACGCAUCACUGGUGGCAAACUACCUGCCCUCCAGGACACCUACACCACCCGAUGUCACAGGAAGGCCAUAAAGAUCAUCAAGGACAACAACCACUCAAGCCACUGCCUGUUCACCCCGCUAUCUAUCAUCCAGAAGGCGAGGUCACUGCAGGUGCAUCAAAGCAGGGAUCGAGAGACUGAAAAACAGCUUCUAUCUCAAGGCCAUCAGACUGUUAAACAGCCACCACUAACAUUGAGUGGCUGCUGCCAACAUACUGACUCAACUCCAGCCACUUUAAUAAUGGAAAAAGUUAUGUAGAAAUGUAUCACUAGCCACUUUAAACAAUGCCACUUAAUAUAAUGUUUACAUACCCUACAUUACUCAUCUCAUAUGUAUAUAAUGUACUCUAUACCAUCUACUGCAUCUUGCCAUCUUUAUGUAAUACAUGUAUCACUAGCCACUUUAAACUAUGCCACUUUUAUAUGUUUACAUACCCUACAUUACUCAUCUCAUAUGUAUAUACUGUACUCUAUACCAUCUACUGCAUCUUGCCUAUGCCGUUCUGUACCAUCACUCAUUCAAAUAUUUUUAUGUACAUAUUCUUCAUCCCUUUACACUUAUGUGUGUAUAAGGUAGUUGUUGUGAAAUUGUUAGGUUAGAUUACUCGUUGGUUAUUACUGCAUUGUCGGGAACUAGAAGCACAAGCAUUUCGCUACACUGUCAUUAACAUCUGCUAACCAUGUGUAUGUGACAAAUCAAAUUUGAUUUGAUUUUAUUGUAAUUGAAGAUUCUAACACAAUAUGCCAACUAUAGGUAAGCCUCUCACUUCA
Messenger RNA from Oncorhynchus keta (chum salmon), 4921 nucleotides. Its product is annotated as ankyrin repeat domain-containing protein 24-like. The transcript has 10 exons. Lineage: Eukaryota; Metazoa; Chordata; Actinopteri; Salmoniformes; Salmonidae. The record is from RefSeq and is a predicted model, not a curated record. Bases 1463 to 2209 code for a protein of 248 amino acids.